Fusarium proliferatum ET1 is the source of this 762-nucleotide messenger RNA. RefSeq lists its product as uncharacterized. Lineage: Eukaryota; Fungi; Ascomycota; Sordariomycetes; Hypocreales; Nectriaceae. The transcript is spliced from 2 exons. Gene Ontology annotation, biological process: tetrahydrofolate interconversion; folic acid-containing compound biosynthetic process. The record is from RefSeq and is a predicted model, not a curated record. Bases 1 to 762 code for a protein of 253 amino acids. Gene Ontology annotation, molecular function: 5-formyltetrahydrofolate cyclo-ligase activity. Gene Ontology annotation, cellular component: mitochondrion.
AUGGCGUCAUCCCUUCCCGCUGCUAAGCAGCAGCUGAGAAGUCUCAUGAAGCAGAAGCUGUCCAAGAUCACCCAGGACUCCAUCACAACUCAGAGUCGCUGUAUUUUCGAGACCUUGAAAGAGUUUCAGCCUUAUAAGGAUGCUCGGCGCGUCAGCAUCUAUCUGGCUAUGCCGACGGCUGAGGUCCAGACAGAUGCUAUUGUGCGCCAUGCCUUAUCUGAUGGCAAGCAGGUCUUUGUUCCUUAUUUACACAAGUCGCCCUUUCAAACGCCGGAUACUCCAGCUCGGGUUAUGGACAUGGUUCACCUAAAAGACGUCCAGGACUAUGAGAGCCUAAAGUUGGAUAAGUGGGGGAUUCCCAGCGUUGACCCAGCUACUGUCGAUGCGAGAAGACGUAUACUGGGUGGUUCAGACGUCCAGAAUUCCGAGCCCGCAAUUCUAGACUUCAUGGUUGUGCCCGGAGUCGCAUUCGAUUUUGACCAGUCAGGGUCAAUUCGACGCCUUGGCCACGGCAAGGGCUUUUAUGAUUUCUUUAUCAACAGAUACAUGGCCAAGCUCGAAAAAAAGGGCAUAGCGCACGAGAACCCGCUACAUUUGUAUGGCUUGGCUUUGACAGAACAGAUGGUGCCUGCUACGUCGGAGCUUCAGAUUCCCACAGACACUCACGACCGUAGACUCAAUGGCCUUAUUCUUGGAAACGGCGAGAUCAAGGCCGGUGUGCAUGAAGCUUCUACUUCGCGAUAUCCACGACAAGAUCUAUAA